Molecule: messenger RNA, 1452 nt
Organism: Polyodon spathula (Mississippi paddlefish)
Lineage: Eukaryota; Metazoa; Chordata; Actinopteri; Acipenseriformes; Polyodontidae
Product: receptor activity-modifying protein 1-like
Exons: 3
Coding region: 286-726 (146 amino acids)
Biological process (GO): G protein-coupled receptor signaling pathway; protein localization to plasma membrane; cellular response to hormone stimulus
Cellular component (GO): membrane; cell surface; signaling receptor complex
Molecular function (GO): coreceptor activity
Source: RefSeq, a predicted model, not a curated record
CCAGGACAGGCUUGAGGCACAGUUACUGAACUGAUCCCUCAUCCUCUACUUCUACUCUUCCUACUACUAAUGCUAAUAAUAACAAGUAAACCUCAAUUCAGUUUACCUGCAAUCGGGAACCUUGCCCCUGUUCUUCCCGAUUGGAUCACCAGUCUGCCGGUCAUCCCUUGACUCCACCCCGCUGCAGCUCACCUGUAUGGCGGGGGCGGGUCUCUCCAAGCUGCCUCGCUGUGCGCUUCCAGCUCCGCGGUUCAGUCGGAGCUCCAGUGAGGGAACGAAGCCAGCAUGACUCGGACUUCGCGGCUUUACCGGCUGCUCGGCGGGCUGCUGCUGCUGCUGCUGCCCGCUCUCUGUGCAGCUUGUGAGCUGACCCUGUAUUCCCACAGUAUCCAGCUCUGUCUGAUAGACUUCGAGGAGCAGAUGAACAGGACCUCCCCACAGCGCAGGUGUGACUGGACUGUCCUCUCCAGCCUCUAUGAAGACCUGACCGUGUGCACCGAGGUACUGGCUCACACUCUGCAGUGUGCCUGGCCGAACCCCGAGGUGGACUCCCUGUUUGUGGGGGUUCAUGGCCGCUGGCUGAAGGCCUGCCCUCGCUACAUUGCCCCGCUCCAUGACCCCCCCCUCUUUGUGCUCGUGCCUCUCAUCCUGGCUCCUGUCCUCUCCACCCUCCUGGUCACUGCUCUCGUUGUCUGGCUGGGCAAGCGGAGCGAGGGGAGGCUGUGAGUCUAGAACCUCCUGCAGCCUAGAAUAGGACUAAAGUGCAAUCCAGGAUACUCUAGAAAAAAGGUUCUCCACAUUACCCUGGAACACAUUGGAACAACAGCUAUUGAGGACUAAAGUACCCCAGAAUCCAGAAUAUUACAGAAUGUUCCACACUGCUCUAGAACACUCUAGCACAGGGGUUCUCAGCCGGGGGUCAGCUGCCCCCUAGGCGGCCUGGAGGAGGGUUCAAGGGGUCCUCCAAAAAUAAACCAGAGAAUGUGUUAUUGUCCCUGCUUGCCUGUGACACGCUGAGACCUGUUAGCUUCAUCGUGUCAGCAACAUCCUCAGAAAUGAACCUGUUCUCAGGUGUUGUGUAUAGUAGAGGCAUUUCAGAGGGAGCAUGACUGAUUACAAAGCAGAGGAAAAAUCACUGGAAACACGCACAGUAAAUACCAGGUAUGGAUACAGUUUUAAUUUGACUAUCAGCAUCACAACAACAAACCCCACAGAAUGAUGAUCCAGAACUCCCUUCAGCUAGUUCAACUGUAAGGGCUGAAGAGCAGCGAGGAGGUGGUGUUGUGAGGAAAAAACACAAAGCCCUUAUUAACCCUGCAAAAUGAAAGAACUACCAAGACUAUGGGCUGCCAGUGUAAAAAAAGCGUUACUAUUUGAAUGUGUCUUUUCUUCCAGAUUUAACUUAAAUCUUGGAUUUCUUUCUCCAGAUUUAUAAAUGUUGUAAAAAUAAAC